AUGUCUUCUCCAUCAUCCGCAGGUUCGGGCAAGCGGAAGAGAACCAAUACCGGUCCUUCGAAGAACCUCACAAUGGAUCCCCUACAACAAGCAUCCUCUCGAGACGCGUCGGGUGAGGACGGAGAAUCAACUGCGCCAGAAACAACGACCAAGAAUCCCGCCAAACGGCUCCGAUCGUCUACACACGAAAAGGUCGUGAUUCCAAAUGGCGACCCAGGAGAGCCAUCCGAGAGUACAGAAGCGUCCGAGGAUAUUGAGAAGCGCGUUCGAAAGAGGAAGGGGAAGGACGAUGAGGAAGACGAAGGCUUACCGCAGUCCAUGGCUCCACCGCCAAUUGGAAAGCUCACAGAUCCAGUUGGGUACAAGACAAACCCAGCUCCGGCUGGCAGAGCAGUAAGAGUCUACGCCGAUGGAGUAUUCGAUCUUUUCCAUUUGGGACACAUGCGCCAGUUGGAACAAGCCAAGAAAGCCUUCCCAGAUGUGUAUCUGAUUGUUGGAGUGACUGGUGAUAAGGAGACACACAAGCGAAAAGGGCUCACAGUAUUGUCUGGUCAAGAGCGAGCUGAGACAGUGAGGCAUUGCAAAUGGGUCGAUGAAGUCAUUGAAGACUGCCCCUGGAUUGUCACCCCCAAGUUCCUGGAAGAGCACAAGAUUGAUUACGUUGCCCAUGACGAUUUGCCAUAUGGUGCUGAUGAGGGUGACGAUAUCUACAAACCUAUUAAGGAGGCUGGGAAAUUCCUUGUCACCCAGCGAACGGAGGGUGUCAGCACAACAGGUAUUAUCACUAAGAUCGUACGUGACUAUGAAAAAUAUAUUGCACGACAAUUUAAGCGUGGAACUUCCCGUCAAGAAUUGAACGUAUCAUGGCUGAAAAAGAAUGAGCUUGAUCUCAAACGCCACGUUUCUGAAAUGAGAGAGGCUAUCAGAUCAAACUGGACCACAACUGGCCAAGAAUUGGGCAAGGAGUUGAGGCAGUUCUGGCAAGCAAGCAGACCUGGAAGUCCCGCUCGUAUGGCUAGUUACGAUGAGUCGUCAAAGACUGGGCCACUCACCAGCCCAUCAGCUCUCUCACAUCUCAGCCGUCGGUUGGAAAUCCCAAGAGCAGACAGUCCUGGUCCAGGCAGCGAUUUCGCUACUGGAUACAGCCUUGGUCUCAUCGGUGGUGUACGAUCAUGGAUGACUCGAAGCCGUCAAACCAAUCGCGACAGUCUCCACGGCAGCGACAGCAGCGAAGAAGAUAGUGACGAACGCUCGCCUCCACGCGGCCGUUCAGGAAAGGAGCAAACCCAAAAAGAGGGCGAGGAAGAGAAGCUGGUCGAUGCCCAGAUUAAUGCACUAAUGGGGGAGAACUCGAAGCAUUCUGGUGCAUAG
Molecule: messenger RNA, 1371 nt
Organism: Cadophora gregata
Lineage: Eukaryota; Fungi; Ascomycota; Leotiomycetes; Helotiales; Ploettnerulaceae
Exons: 4
Coding region: 1-1371 (456 amino acids)
Biological process (GO): CDP-choline pathway
Cellular component (GO): nuclear envelope
Molecular function (GO): phosphatidylcholine binding; choline-phosphate cytidylyltransferase activity
Source: RefSeq, a predicted model, not a curated record